AUGUUUGAACAUGAAGAUAUUAAAGGAUCCUUUAAUCCUUUGGAAAAUGUUGAGAGACAUAAAUCUGAUAAGUCCGUAACAUUUGAUUAUAUCAUAAGAGUGGUGCCAACAGUCUACGAAAACCUCAAUGGCGCAAUGCACUAUCCAUUCCAGUAUACUUAUACAACUCGGGAAAUUAAUUUCAUGCAAGGAUCUGUGACUCUUCCUGCUAUUUGGUUCCGCUAUGAUUUAAGCCCCAUUACUGUUCGCUAUCACGAAAAGAGGAAGCCAUUUUACACAUUCCUGACCACUGUAUGCGCCAUCGUCGGAGGAACCUUUACUGUCGCUGGUAUCUUUGAUUCGUUCAUUUUCACUGCGUCAGAGAUUCUCAAGAAGUUUGAGCUGGGAAAAUUGACUUAAUGGCAAAAUAGAUACAACACAAAUAAACUGAAAUUUUUACAACAAAAGCAAAGAUACAUCAUGAAUCGUCCAUAGAAAUGUCAAGCUCAUAAACGUUUGGAAGAGAUCUAGCGGUAGCUAUUUCAUAUAUAGAUGUUGUGUGUGUAUGUUACUGUAAGAAUUUGUAUAUAUUUAUAUAUACACACUCAUAGGUACAGAUAUACACAUACACGCAUACAUCUACAUAUCGAUCUAUAUCUGUUAGUCUGUCUAUCUAUCUAUAUAUAUGUUACAAUUAUUGUUAGGACGCUAAGAUAUCUUCCUACUUUUGUUGACAUGAAAACAAUGGUAGCCAUAAUUCAUAAAUAAAGAAAUUACAUCCACAAAUGCGGUGU
Molecule: messenger RNA, 773 nt
Organism: Octopus sinensis (East Asian common octopus)
Lineage: Eukaryota; Metazoa; Mollusca; Cephalopoda; Octopoda; Octopodidae
Product: endoplasmic reticulum-Golgi intermediate compartment protein 1-like
Exons: 5
Coding region: 1-399 (132 amino acids)
Biological process (GO): endoplasmic reticulum to Golgi vesicle-mediated transport; retrograde vesicle-mediated transport, Golgi to endoplasmic reticulum
Cellular component (GO): COPII-coated ER to Golgi transport vesicle; Golgi membrane; endoplasmic reticulum membrane
Source: RefSeq, a predicted model, not a curated record